GCCCGGCUGAGCAGGCUCUGCCGUUCCCCUUUCCCCACAGCCUGGAGACGGAGGCGCCUCCACGGGUCCUGGCUGCAGCCACCUUGGUGAGAGCCCUCAGCUACAAGCACCCGGAGCUCUCGGCCCACCUCCUGGUGGCCGGAUGGGACCCCCAGAACGGCGGGCAGGUCUACGGUACGAUGGGAGGAAUGUUGAACCGGCAGCCAUUUGCCAUUGGAGGAUCAGGAAGCACCUUCAUUUACGGUUAUGUGGAUUCUGCUUACAAAUCUGGGAUGGAUCGGGAGGAAUGUCGUCAGUUCACCAAAAACGCGAUUGCCCUGGCGAUGGUCCGGGACGGUUCCAGCGGGGGUGUCAUUUACCUCGUCACCAUCACCAAAGAUGGCGUCAAGGAAGAGGUUGUUUUAGGAGAUGCCAUCCCCAGAUUUUAUGACGAAUGAAUGUGCCUCUCAACCUUCUCCCUCUCUCUCCGCUUUUUUAAACCAUUAAAGUUGCUGAAU
This is a messenger RNA of Python bivittatus (Burmese python), 497 nucleotides long. The record is from RefSeq and is a predicted model, not a curated record. Lineage: Eukaryota; Metazoa; Chordata; Lepidosauria; Squamata; Pythonidae.